AGCGUGCCGGUGUAGCGACGACAUCGAGCGAGCUGAGCGGGAGCGGGAGCGGCGCCACCCGUGGACACAGCGGCCUAUUGCUGCAGCCAGUCGGAGAGGCAAAGGGAAGCAUCCCGCCAUGGAUGAGGAGGCGGAGCUUGAUGUGGAUCGCCGGGAGCAGCGACUUAUCUUCGUUUGUCGCGGUGGAAGGGAGAUACCGGGGAAGGUGUUGAUUUUGCACAUAUUUGACUCUACCAUUGGCCGUGUCCACUUGGGAAGCACCUUGCCAGGAAGCCCAGGAGUUAGGUUGUUCCAUGAAAAGACAAGCGAGUUGUGGUCUGUAGAAGAAGAUUGGUCUAUUAUGCUGAAAGGAGACAGUCUCCAUGGUGAGAAGUCGGCGCGACAAUGCUGGUGCAGCUGCUCCACGAUGGUGGCGGGCAGUUCAAAGAUUAUAGACGAGGAAUACGGGAAACUUCCGGAAGACUUAGAUUACUACUCAAUGAAAAAUCUACCGCUUGAAGCCCGUGAGAAACUUUCCAAGAUAUUCUGUUAAAGGAGAAUCAACCAAGGCUUGGGAAUGUUACAGUGGUACCCGAUGACAACUAGAUUACAAUGCACCGGAUGAUGAGUGACUGAUAAACAUCAAUUUAACGAAAAGGGGGUAACACAUUGUUCUUGCAAGUCAUUAAUUCUCUCCUAUUUCUCUUUGCUUUCACAUUCAAGAUGGAUAAUCGCAUGUACCACUAGGUUGUGUACUAAGUAAAUGCCAGAAAUUUCCACCUUUGUCUCUCUAUUCACCUAUGUGUGAUAGAUUUGUUGAAAUCGGUAAUAUUCACUGCCUUCUCUAUCCAGAAAUUAGUUGGAGAAUAUUUCUUCCGAUACAUACAUAUUUAUUUGUGUUUCCAUCUUAAUAAUAGUUAAUUCAGUAACUUAACUGUAGUAAAAUAUUAAUGUGAUGUGUCUCCCCAAAAGGAAACUUAGUAAUUAGUCACAAUGAUAUAUAGACAUGCAUAUACCUGUGAAUCAUCCAGAUUGCAUACCUUGAGGACUUGUCAUUUUCUUUUGCAGAAUACUUUUGGAGUUUGAGGACAAGCUUACUGAUAUUUAUCCACAGUAGGUUAUUUCAGCACUAGAGUGGUUAUGCCAUUGUUUUUGGCUCAGGAUUUGCAGCUUCUGUCAUCAGGGAGAGAGGAUAGCUGAUAAUUUUGGUAUUCUGUGCUGUUGAAUUAUGGGAGAGCCACCUAAUUGUGGAUGCCAAAUGAAGCGUCUGGAAAAAUUUUCUGCCACACAAUAGAAGGUGAGUACUAAAUGAUUGAUUGAGCGUUAAGUUUUCUAUAUAGUCUUGAAUGAGCAUAUGACCAAAUAAGUGUAAAUUAUAACGUGAUAAUUUUAAUUUCCCCUGUAGUCUCAAUGAGCAUAUGAUCACUUAAGUAUAAAUUAUUAGAUAUCUUCUUUUCCUUUGCAGUAGUAACCCAUGAGUAUUAUUUUAUCUACAACUGGUAAUUCUAAUAGGGGAUUAGGUGUUGAUGCCGUCUUCGUCUCAGGAAAUGCUGGGCCUACUUUUUGAUCAUGAAUAACAAAUAUAAAUAUGUCUUUGCCACUUUACUAGCUUACAUAAUGUUUUCUAUUUCAUAUAACGAUGUUUUGCUUCUGUAAGAAAAACAGGGGUAAAGGGUAGUCAUGUAUUGCGAUUUAGCAAUGCAACAGUAGAGGCUUAAUUCUUCCGGCCUUUGCACUUUAGUUUAAAGCAUUCGGCCUCACAAGCAGGAGACCAACUAUUUCUUCAAGUUCUAAAGUUGUGCGUAUAUAUUACACAAAACACAUAAACGCUUCUUCAGGAACUCCAAAUUGUCGUCAUUUAGGACUGUGGAUGACAACAUGUUGUCGUUUUUUUAUUUAUUAUCUUCCUUUACUCAAUAACUUCAGAAAGAAUAAAAGACACAUGUAGCUGCCAUUUGGGUUUCUUUGUUCAGGGAAAGAAAGACUUCCAUUUAUUUGAGGUAGCACAUUUUAGAAUGCUGCAAGUUGGCAUUUGAGCUUUUUGUGUGUGGUUUGUACCAGUGAUGUAAUGAAGCACCUAUUUCACUUAAUUCUUAGUUGCAUAACACCUUAUGUUUUAUACAAGAAAAUGUAGAUUUUCUCAAGAAAGGGGAUGAACGCAUCGUCUUGAAUUACGUCUGCUGUUCUCUAUUUCUGGAGUAGCAUCAUAUUCUUUUCCUUUCGGCAAGUACUUUGGGUUUGUUAUUACCAAUGUAAACUUUAUGAAUGCUUCAAUUUUUGAUAUCUUUCGAACCAAUAACAAAAGAGGAUGUCGAGACUUUUCUCCUUGGUUUCCUUUCAGUUUUGAGAUAGUUCCAUAGUUCAAUGAUUUUUUGGUUAUACAGAUUUGUGGGUACAUAUUUAACUGAGUUGCAGACUUUAACAUUUGGCUUUAUGCUUUGUUGCAGCAGGAGAUUUAGACGGAAAAGGAUUGGUAGUAGAGGAUGUGCUUUGCUAGGGAAAUUCGUACAUAGUUCUGCAAGUUAUUUUUUCGCCCCUGUGUUCUUCGCAUUGAUUUAAGUUAAUCCUUCUUGCAGUAGUCAUUCUGAUUUGUCUAUUCACACCUAAUCCAUGCACUCUUUGAACUCUAAGUUUUACAGUUGUUCGUGUCUACCAGUGCUUAUUCAAGAUACUAUCUUGCUAGAAAUAAAACUGAGCAUCUGGUAAAAGAAAAAAAAUAUAACAGAGCAGCAACGCAAAAAAGCCUUGGUGAAAGAUCUGUCAUCUUGGGGAUCUCAAUGGAAUAAUAUUGUGUGUGUUUCACGAGUCUGUGAGAACAAUGAUCAAGACAUAAUGUAUAUGUCAUUGCCAUUGACCAACUGGUACUAUUAAUCUUCUCUUCCCUUUAUUUCUCUUUGAUUUUUUGUAUUUUGAGUUAGCAAGUGUGAUUUCUGAAACCUACAGCUGAAUGUCUUCUCUUUGUUUCUACAUUUUGGUGCAUGGAUCAGUAGAAGCUACCUAACAUUUAAAAGUGCAUUGGGAAAGAAACUUAGACUUGCAUCUUUAUGGUCUUCUUGUAUAAGAAACAGUAUGUAUAGCAUAGAUUCAUGUGCUUACUAGGUUGUUUUGAAAUUUUGGAGCUUUUGUAUUACCAAAAAAAUAGAGUUGUGUUAAUUCUUAUCUGAUGGCUUUAAUAAGAAAAUAUACAAAAUAUAAUAGUUUUUACCACUUGCUUUUGCCACUUCGCCCAUCAGGAUGCUCCAUGUUAAGCAGCAACUUGAAUUUUAUACAAAUGCCAACUUUCAUUUCAGCUAGGAGACUAAUUGAUACGGGGCGACCUUCGGUCUCCACCGCAUCAUGUGCGUCAACGCCGACACGUCACGCAAAGGUGAAUCUUCUCCUUUAUGCGUGCCUACAAUUGU
Molecule: messenger RNA, 3380 nt
Organism: Lolium rigidum
Lineage: Eukaryota; Viridiplantae; Streptophyta; Magnoliopsida; Poales; Poaceae
Exons: 7
Coding region: 119-532 (137 amino acids)
Source: RefSeq, a predicted model, not a curated record